AUGGGAUCACGCGUCAGCCUGGGAAUAUGCGAUGGGCCGAAUUGCGAACGUGGAUAUCACACCACGGGAGGAGAACGAAUAAAUCAUAUGACGCCAACUUUCGGAUCCAAUAGCCAGUUUGACGUAGGGCAAGAACAAUUCAGCGGCACGCCAACGUCAGUCAGGGGAAUACCUCAAUUAAAUCCGAAUGACUCGACGCAUUCUCGAGAAAGCGCUAAGCUAGACGAGAAGGCAUCUUGCAUGAAUACAACAUGGCCAGAAGAACGUCGAAGGCAAGUGCAGUCUGCCGUUGCAAGAACAACUCCUUCAAUAUCUGCUGCCGUGUCCAACACGACCUGCUGCUCUACUGAACAACUGCAUUACAUUGACCACGUCCAAAGACUCCCGCCAUGGGUCACUGCAAGAUCGAGACUCACCCCAAUAACGUUCGCCAUGCUGACUCUAUUUUCUCUCGCGGGCGCUGGUAGCACGAGCGCAACCGCUCAGUGA
Fomitiporia mediterranea MF3/22 is the source of this 489-nucleotide messenger RNA. RefSeq lists its product as uncharacterized. NCBI's taxonomy places the organism in Eukaryota, Fungi, Basidiomycota, Agaricomycetes, Hymenochaetales, Hymenochaetaceae. The transcript is spliced from 4 exons. The record is from RefSeq and is a predicted model, not a curated record. The coding region runs from base 1 to 489 and encodes 162 amino acids.